GAGCUGUUUAUCUAGAGGGGAGCCUAGAAGAAGCCAAGCAAUUAUUUGGACGUUUACUCUUCAAUGACAAGGACCUGCGGGAUGUAUGGCUUAAUUAUCCGCUACACCCACUCCAACUGCAGGAAUCCAAUACUGACAGGCAACUCAUCGAGACCUCUCCAGUUCUUCAAAAGCUUACAGAGUUUGAGGAGGCAAUUGGAGUCAUCUUUACUCAUGUGCGGCUUCUAGCACGCGCGUUCACUCUGAGGACAGUGGGCUUUAACCAUCUGACUCUAGGCCACAACCAGAGGAUGGAAUUCCUGGGUGACUCCAUAAUGCAGUUGGUAGCCACAGAGUAUUUAUUCAUACAUUUCCCUGAUCAUCAUGAAGGGCACUUAACGCUGUUGAGAAGCUCUUUGGUGAACAACAGGACACAGGCCAAGGUGGCAGAAGAGCUGGGAAUGCAAGAAUUUGCCAUCACUAAUGACAAGACAAAAAGACCUGUAGCUCUUCGAACUAAGACUUUGGCUGAUCUCUUGGAAUCCUUUAUUGCAGCUCUGUACAUUGAUAAAGAUUUGGAAUAUGUUCACACUUUCAUGAAUGUAUGUUUUUUCCCACGGCUAAAGGAGUUUAUUUUAAAUCAAGAUUGGAAUGAUCCUAAAUCUCAGCUUCAGCAGUGCUGCUUGACUCUCAGGACAGAAGGAAAGGAGCCAGACAUUCCUCUUUACAAGACUUUGCAGACAGUGGGACCGUCUCAUGCCAGGACAUACACCGUAGCUGUUUACUUCAAAGGGGAAAGAAUAGGAUGUGGUAAAGGCCCAAGUAUUCAGCAAGCAGAAAUGGGAGCUGCAAUGGACGCACUUGAAAAAUAUAACUUUCCCCAGAUGGCCCAUCAGAAACGGUUCAUUGAACGGAAGUACAGACAAGAGUUGAAAGAAAUGAGGUGGGAAAGAGAGCAUCAAGAGAGAGAGACCGAGGAGUCUGAAGAAGCAAGGAAAUGAAAGGAGGGCACAGAAGCAGUGGCAUAUUUACUUACUUAAUAACUCUGACUGUGGACUAUGGAGACCUAACCUAGUUUCUUGCAGAUGAUGAAUGAAGAGCGCCUGUUGAUACCAAGUAGAAAAUUAUACUCUCUACUUAAAAGAAGUGUGUGUGUAUAUAGUAUUUCUUUAAUUUGGUUUUAAGUGCAAAGUUUGUUUGGCUUUUUAAUAAGACUUGGUUUUAAAUCCUUUUAAUUUUUAUGAAAAAAUGUGGGAUUAUUUUUAUUAUUUUUACUGCCUUGUAUGAAGUAAUAAAGUAUUAAUUUCAAAAGUCUGUAGAAGGAAAAGCU
Eurypyga helias (sunbittern) is the source of this 1309-nucleotide messenger RNA. RefSeq names its product ribonuclease 3-like. NCBI's taxonomy places the organism in Eukaryota, Metazoa, Chordata, Aves, Eurypygiformes, Eurypygidae. The record is from RefSeq and is a predicted model, not a curated record. Gene Ontology annotation, cellular component: nucleus. The annotation marks the transcript as partial. Gene Ontology annotation, biological process: primary miRNA processing; pre-miRNA processing; regulation of gene expression. Gene Ontology annotation, molecular function: ribonuclease III activity; double-stranded RNA binding. The transcript has 10 exons.